Opisthocomus hoazin is the source of this 516-nucleotide messenger RNA. NCBI's taxonomy places the organism in Eukaryota, Metazoa, Chordata, Aves, Opisthocomiformes, Opisthocomidae. The record is from RefSeq and is a predicted model, not a curated record.
AUGACAGAAGAAGUCCCAGCGGCACCCAGCAUGCCCGAGUGCAACGGGAGCGUGCCCCCGGAGAAGGGCCCGCUCCAGCUCAUCGGCAUCGUCGAUGAAAUAGCAAAGUCUGUCGGGACAGGUCCUUACGCGAACGCAGAAACGAGCCCUGAUGCUCCGCUCGCCAAAGAAAACCUGGAGGAAACCAGAAAUUCGUUGGCAGAGGACGUGAUGCGUGGGGAUUUUGAUGGAGAGAAGCAAUGCGAAGGAAAGCGAGAGGAGAACGCCGGGACGCUACAGCAGGGAGCAGCUGAGAUCCAGGACGCGGGAGCCGACGGCCACGAAUCGGAGGAAGCCCCGGCCAGCCCCGGCUGCAACUCCCAGGCGGAGAAGCUGGGGGAGCAGCCCAGCCUGGGGAAGAAAAAUGACAUCUCCAGACACAGCUACUCCAGGUACAACACAAUCUCCUACCGGAGGAUCAGAAAAGGAAACACCAAACAGCGAAUCGAUGAGUUUGAAUCCAUGAUGCAUUUAUAA